AUGUCUUCUAACAGAGUUAAUUCAGUGAACUCGAAUCCUUCACGUCCGAUUUGCAGGUAUUUUGUUAGCGGAUAUUGUAACAGAGGGACAAGUUGUCAUUUUUUGCACAUACAAGAAGAUAGUAGUAAUAACAGUGGGGGUAGCGCACAAUCCAACCAAAGUAAUGGUGAAAGUUCUUCCUCAACGUCGCAUAAACCAAAUUAUAACUCGAACCGUCAUAAAAAUAAGAGUGCUCCUGAAGAUUUGCCGAUUUGCAGAUUCUUCUUGGAAAAUCGUUGUAUGUUUGGAGAUAACUGUUGGAAUAGACAUGAAAAACCCGAGAAUGACACUAAUGUAGAGAGUUCUACUAGCACUAUUUGUAGUCAGAAAAACGACUUGAAAAAUCCAAAGGACAAACAAAAAGCAAAAGAGGUUGUUGAAGAGGAGUAUACAUGUGCUAUUUGCUACGAGACUCCCAAAAUGUUUGGAUUGCUUGUACAAUGCGAUCAUAUAUUUUGUCGCAAUUGUAUACAAGAAUGGCGCAAAACAAGUAAUGUCUCAAGUCCUUUCCAAGAUGUUGAUACAACCAAAACAUGUCCCGUAUGCAGAAAGAAUUCUCCAUAUAUUGUCCCAUCACCUCGUUUUGCAAAAUCAGGAGACCAAAAGGAUCAAAUAAUUUCAACGUACAAAGAAAAAAUUUCUCGUAUUCCUUGUAAAUACUUUGAAGAAACUAGAACAUGUCCUUUUGCUGAUGCUUGCUUUUAUCAGCAUGCUAAUCCUGAUGGAACAAGAUGCAACUUGGGACCUCCUGUCAAACGAAAGAAGAGAUCAUAUCUUUCAAGCAAUUUCAGAUACAUGUCAGACAGUGAUAUUGAUUUUUCUAUCUCUGAAAUUAUUGGUGGUUUACACUUUAACUUUUCUAGUUGGGACGUUGAAAUGGAAUACGAUGAGAAUGCUGGUGGUUGGGGAGGUAUUGACGAUGAUGAAGACGAAGAAGAGAAUGAAGUCCUCAACAAUUUUCAUGGCGGCUGGGAUACUCCAACAGACUGGACUGACAACACACGUGGGUGGGAUGGUUGGGAUAUUGAAACAAACAAUGCCGAUGGUAUGGAAUGGUAG
Molecule: messenger RNA, 1098 nt
Organism: Funneliformis geosporum
Lineage: Eukaryota; Fungi; Glomeromycota; Glomeromycetes; Glomerales; Glomeraceae
Source: the annotation of a GenBank genome assembly